AUGGAUCAGAACUGUACGAGCUUCAGUGGGACAAAUAAAGAGGCAUGCAAGCUCAUUACAGCAGGAUUAAAACAUAUAUACAGCACUCAGGUAGAUGAGAAAAAUAGCGACCAAGUACAAGCGCAACAUAAUAGACCAUUUUAUCAAACUAUGUCAUGCGCAGCAUUAAAUGUUUAUGCAGAUAUGCUUAUAAAGGAAACAGGGGGUCAGCCGUGCGCUAUAACCGAAGUAGCAAUAGGAAAAAUGUUUAAUGAAGGAAAUAAACAGAUAAGUACAUGGUGUAAGGAUAAGACUGGUAGUAGCUUGCAAUGUGUUACAUGUGAAAGGAAACCUAACUUAAAUUGUGAAAUAGAGUAUAAUAAUAUCAAAUACAAUGUGACAAAAAAAGUGGGUAACCUACUCCAAGAGGAUAGCAACAUACAACCAACUCUAACUACUAUAAAUGAUAUGUGUAAGAAGAGUCAAGCACCGAAGGAAAAAACGGAAAAUUCCGACACGCAAAAAUCAGGUAAGGAGGAUGUAACAUGUGGUGAAGCAGCUACAUAUAGGGGAAACAGCGGUGGGGUCCUUAUAGAAGUUAGUGGCGCUGCAGCACAGCAGGAACACUGUGAAGGAUAUCAGCCCCAUGUACCUAAGGCGAAUGAAGAGGAUGAUGGUGCAGGUGACUCCUCCUCCGCCCUUCAACAUCCGGACGAUGACGAAAAUACUAAGAGCAGCCCUCCAAAGGUAGAUGCUGACACUGAAAAGAAGGCUUCUGCAACGGAUGAGGACGAUGUAGAUUCUAAUAAUAAUGGUGAACAAGGUGCCUCCCCUGUUGAUGUUGUUGUUGGUGGUGGUAGUAGCGUCGAACCAUCCGGUAGCGAAAUUGUCGCUCCAGGGGAAGAACCUCCCUCUGGAGCAGGUGGGGAACCGGACUCAUCAACACAGGGAAUAUCACCAACAUCAUCCUUACCAGCAGCAGGAAAAACAUCACAUUCACCAGGAACAAGAACAAAUAAUGGGAAUGGAAGGAAGGAAGGGAUGGACAACCCUUCGGAACUCCUUACCCCAUACCUUCCUACCAUUCCUGUCUUCAUUGGUCUUUCUGUUACGAGUUAUUUACUUUGGAAGUAUCUUGCCUUACCUGGUAAAAGAAAACGUUACAGAAGAGCUCCUCAAAUACGUGGUCCACUUCCCUUAGAACAGCAGAUUGUUGACGAAGUGGACGACCAGGCAGAUGGUACACAUGAAUAUACCUUAGUAAAGGAACGCAAACCUCGUUCUACGCCUAUAAAAAGGAGGAAAAAACGGGGCGUUGAUCGCCGUGCUGUUGGUCGUCGUCGUGGUGUGCGUCGCCGCAUGAUUAUUGAUAUUCAUUUAGAAGUCUUAGCCGAAUGCCAAAAAGGGGAUCUGCAUUCGACGAAGGGGGAUUAUUUUACCAUUCUUGUUCAAGAGUUUAUGGGAAGCGAAUUCAUAAAAGAGGAAAAUGUUCCUAAGGAACAGGUUGAAAGUUCAGAUUUCGGGUUUAGGGAGGAAGACUUUCUUCCUAAGGAACAAGUUCACAUUUCAGAUUCCACGUUUAGGGAAGAAGACUUUAUUCCUAGGGAAGAUGUUCCUAAGGAAGAAAUUCCUAAGUUUGAUGUUCCUAAGGGACAAGUUCCAUGUUCAGAUUCCGGGUUUAGGGUUAAUGUUCCUAAGGAACAGGUUCCAAGUUCAGGGUUCCGGUUUUAG
Molecule: messenger RNA, 1710 nt
Organism: Plasmodium coatneyi
Lineage: Eukaryota; Apicomplexa; Aconoidasida; Haemosporida; Plasmodiidae
Product: SICA antigen
Exons: 4
Coding region: 1-1710 (569 amino acids)
Source: RefSeq, a predicted model, not a curated record